AUGCAUAGACUUGGUUCAUCUAAUCAGACUACAUUUAUUCUUGUUGCUUUUACUUUUGAACCAAGAGUACAGUUAGCUUUUUUCAUCUUGUUUUUAAUCAUUUAUUCUAUUUCUUUAUUGGGUAAUAUUGCAAUAAUUGUGGCGAUCUGCUUAAACCAGCGUCUCCGCACCCCUAUGUAUAGCUUCCUUUGCAGUCUGGCAUUUUUGGAUAUCUGGUUUAUAUCUUCAACUGUUCCCAAACUUCUCGCAAUCUUGGUUAGUGAUGAGAGAAUCAUCUCUCUCCCUGGUUGCAUAAUGCAGUUUUACUUUUAUUUAUCACUCGGUGGCACAGAAUUUUACCUUUUAGCGGUUAUGUCAUUGGAUCGUUAUGCAGCUAUUUGUCAUCCAUUGAGAUAUCACUCAAUCAUCUCCAGCAGGACUUGCCUAUGGUUAAUUCUUUUAUCUUGGUUCACAGGAUUCUUUACUUUCAUCUAUCCCACAAUCCUAAUGUUUGAUUUAUCCUUUUGUGGUCCCUUUGAAAUAAACCACUUUUUCUGUGACAGUUCUGCUGUAGCAGAGAUCAGUUGUUCUGACAUAAGAAUAUUUGACCUAUUUUUUUCCAGUCUUGCCUCAACUGUGAUUCUGGGAUCAUUCACCAUGACAUUGGUAUCUUAUAGCAACAUUCUCUUUACCAUCCUGAACAUCCCAUCUGCUGAUGGAAGAAAGAAAGCUUUCUCAACAUGCACAUCUCACUUUACUGCGGUCUCCUUGGCUUAUGGCAGUGCCAUAGUUAUAUAUGUACGACCUGUUGAAAGCUCUUCUCCUAACCUCAACAAAGGGGUUGCUCUUCUUAACAGUGUUUUGACACCUCUACUUAAUCCAUUCAUCUACAGCCUUCGUAAUAAGCAGGUUCAAAAUGUUCUUAAAGAUACUCUGUGCAGAAAAUCUGAAUUCUCAUGA
Molecule: messenger RNA, 939 nt
Organism: Bombina bombina (fire-bellied toad)
Lineage: Eukaryota; Metazoa; Chordata; Amphibia; Anura; Bombinatoridae
Product: olfactory receptor 49-like
Biological process (GO): G protein-coupled receptor signaling pathway
Cellular component (GO): membrane
Molecular function (GO): olfactory receptor activity; G protein-coupled receptor activity
Source: RefSeq, a predicted model, not a curated record